Lolium perenne is the source of this 1017-nucleotide messenger RNA. Lineage: Eukaryota; Viridiplantae; Streptophyta; Magnoliopsida; Poales; Poaceae. The record is from RefSeq and is a predicted model, not a curated record.
GUGCAGCUAUAUUCAUUGCCCGAGAGAAAUGGCUUAUCGCUGGUGAUAGCAAUGGAUGCAUCCAUGUCUACAACUACAAUGAGAAACAAGGGGUCACGAGCUUUGAUGCUCACGAUGGUUCCAUUAUAUCAUUGGCUGUUCAUCCGGAGCAACAUUUUGUGCUGUCAACGUCUCAUGAUGAUCACCUGAUUAAGGUUUGGGAUUGGAAGAAGGAAUGGGAGUGUACUCGAGUUUUCGAGGGGCACACAAACAGCGUGACGCAAGUAAAGUUUGACCCAGAAAACACGGACCGCUUCGUCAGUGCUUCCUUGGACGGCACAGUCAAGAUCUGGAGCGUUCAGUCUGAUGGCGGUUGCAUCAUCACAAUGGGCGGGUGCGUGGAUGGCCUGCUCUGUGUUGAUUACUUCAAACGCCGUGACCGAUGGCAUCUGAUCACCGGAAGAAAGUACAGGACUGCACAGAUUUGGGACCUGGAGAUGGAACUCGCGGAAGGAUCUGAUAAAAAAAAGGGGUGUGUUGAAACGCUAGAAGGUCAUGCAGGAAAUAUCACCGCCGUCAAUUGGCACCCAGAGCUUUCAUUGCUGGUUACAGGUUCACUUGAUGGAACUAUUCGGCUAUGGGACUCCCAAACCUACAAGCUUGAGAACAUAACUAGUUUUAACCUCGGUGCAGUUCAUGCUUUUGGAUUUUUAACUGGCACAAGGAUGGUGGUAGGGUGCGACCAAGGAAUAGCCUUCUUGGAAAUUUCGUUGCCUUCAAGAUCAUGUACAGAAGAGGAAACUAAGAGAAAUAUAUCUUGAGCACAAAAGAAGUUCGCGGACAAACUUUCAGGGGCACUUUCUUUUUUAUUAAAAAUAGGCACUAGUACUUGUUCUUACACAGUACAUUGCUAUGAUAAUUUUUCAUAUCAUUUGUUUCAUUUUUUUCAUACUUGAGUUGCUCCGGCUGUUUGGUGUUGCCACUGGCCUACACAUAUAUCCUCAAGAGUACUGCCACUCUUAUUCGUUGUAGUGAUGA